AAAGAAGCGCUCUGUUUCGCAACCAUUCGAAUUUGGAAUCUCGGCGCGAGGAACGCUGGGAGACGGAACGCACCCGUAUUUGCGCGCGAAAAGUGACAGAUCUUAUUGUUUUUUAUUUCUUUUUAACCAUAAACAAUUAAUAAUUUAUCAAUAUGGCUGUUGCUAGUGCUAGAAAUAUUGUGAAUUUGAAAGAAAAGGGGCGUUUCGAGCUUGAAAAUGCAAGGAUCAAUAAAUACACGCUUGCCGACAAGCUUCCAGAGCAGGUUGCGGAGCAUGGUAUCAAGAAGAUAAUCGAACCUGCUUACCACGUCAGAGUCAUCACAGCCAAAGAUAAGGAUCGCACCAUUGAUUUCCUAAGGAGAUUCUUCUUCCGUGAUGAGCCGAUGAAUCUAGCAGUGAAUCUACUGGAGACCCCAACGAGUCGCUGUAUCGAUCUAGAAGAAUACGCAGCCAGUUCCUUGGACCAAGGAGUAUCAUUAGCUGCUGUAGACGAUAAUGGUGAAUUCGUGGGAGUUGUCAUCAAUGCUAUUAUUAACAGAGACGACGUUGAAGAAGACAAAACAGAAGAAUGCACCCAUCACAAGUUCAAGCGUAUCCUCCGGCUACUGACCCACUUAAGCAACGAGGCUAAGGUUUGGGAGAAGGUACCAGCCAGCUGCAACGUCAUGAUGGAACUCAGAAUAGCCUCCACACACCCUGAUUGGAGAGGACGACGAAUCAUGAAAGUGCUGGCAGAAGAAUCAGAACGUCUCGCGAAAUCCCACGGUGCUGGCGCCAUCCGUAUGGACGCUACAUCGGCUUUCUCCGCUCGCGCGGCCGAGCGGCUGGGCUACAAGAAAGUCUACUCCGUGCUGUACAAGGACCUGCCUGAUGCACCACAACCCAAAGCGCCACAUUUUGCUGCCUGCGUCUUUAUCAAGCCGCUGUAAGGUAGGACACGAUACGAGUACGAUUUUUUUAGACCGUAGAUAGGGAUGAGUCUUUACUGGGUUUUCAUACCCCUACUAUUCGUAGUGCCGAUUCAUGGUGCUUAUAUAACUUAAAGGUGACUGACUGACAUAGUGAUCUAACAACACACUGGACGGCUCGGGCUGAAAUUUCGCAUCGGUAGGCAGACGUUACAAUGUAGGCAUCCGCUAAGAAAGGAUUUUUUUAUUCCACGCGGACGAAGUCGCAGUCAUGUCUCCAUGUCUCUGUAUAUCUGGCAGUAAGCACCAUCGUACCUACCAGGUUGGACCAAACCUGAAAAAAGAGAUCUUGAUCAAAUUAUUACUUUUUCUUAGAGAAUAUACCUACGUAGUAACACUUUUGUAUGUAAAUCUAAGCGACAUUAAAAACGAAUUUUCUUUCCACAGAAUAAUUAUCACAACAAGAAGAUGAAUAUCAAAGAACAAAAUCAGCUCUAUCUACUGCACAUUUAACAGCACGAAUAUAAAAUUAUUGCAGUAGAAAGCACAAUACAUAGUAUAGGAACUAUUUUGUAUUAUGUUUAUGUAAUUAUGUACCUAUAUUAUGUACCUGGAAAAGAUAGAAGUAUGGAGACAGCUCGGAUUAAACAAAGAAAAGUAUACUUGAAAAAAGAAUUAUAUAUAUAAAUAUUUGCAUGUUAUUAAUAAAUAUAAUUUGCUUAUUAUAAACAGGCAUCGCAGUUACUCCCAUUCCAUAAUUUAAAUAGAUUUAUUCAGCGGUGCCUAGUUAAAUGUAAUAGCAAUGCGUAUCUUUGAAAGUGAUUGAUCUAAUAUUUUUAGCAGGCUCUCUCGUUAUGUAGCUUAGGUAUGUAUUUGUAGUUCCUUGUAAUUAGUAUUAAUUAAUGUAAUGUUAUUGAAUAUUGAUUGAUUUAUGCACUUAUAAUUCCAAAAAGAGUUAAAUAAAAUAGACGCUGGACGUUUAGUAUUUGCAAAAUUGGAUUUACCUAAUGAAGUGUAGUUACGUAGUGAUUUUAAUAACAUCUCACAUAAAGUAUUCGAUGAAAAAAGUUAUAAAUGUAUUGUGAAAUAAAUAGUUUCUAAGGUUAAACCUGUUACUAUCCAUACAAACCAAUGUUUAUGUUUAAUGUAAUGUUCUUUCUCGAAAUUCUAAUGAAAUGUAUCUAAAUCAGUUUAUUGUGAUGUAGUUUGUAAAUAUAUUAUUUUGUCUCAAUAAAUUAAAUAAUAAUUUUUAAUCA
This is a messenger RNA of Spodoptera frugiperda (fall armyworm), 2164 nucleotides long. RefSeq names its product arylalkylamine N-acetyltransferase 1. Lineage: Eukaryota; Metazoa; Arthropoda; Insecta; Lepidoptera; Noctuidae. The record is from RefSeq and is a predicted model, not a curated record. The coding region runs from base 153 to 929 and encodes 258 amino acids. The transcript is spliced from 5 exons. Gene Ontology annotation, molecular function: N-acetyltransferase activity.